Molecule: messenger RNA, 5763 nt
Organism: Pantherophis guttatus
Lineage: Eukaryota; Metazoa; Chordata; Lepidosauria; Squamata; Colubridae
Source: RefSeq, a predicted model, not a curated record
CGGCGCUCAAAAUCUUGGUCGCCGCUUUUCUGCAUCUCGGGACUCUCCUCGCCUUUCUCCGUUGCCUUCGACGGGGAGAGGAACUAAUCAUUGCCAAAGGACUGAAUGGACCCACCCAUAGCUUUCAGGGAGAAAUUGAAGCCAGGAUUUACCAAGCCGAAAUAGAGGGUCUAUUUGGGAGAGGAGACUCCUGGAACGUAGGAACUCAUAGCGCAGUCUGCUCUCCUUUUACAACGGAAUAGAUGGGUCGCUGUGAGAUAAUAAAAUUAAUAAAUUUAUUAUAUAUUUAUUAUGAUAAAAUUAUUCCCUAUGGCUUUUCCCUUCCAAAACAAAAACAAGAAAACGCAGUUGGGCAAUUUUGCUUGACAAAGAUGUUAUUACAAUACUCGGCUCAGAAUGACAAUUUAAAACAGGAAAAGGCUAUUUAAACCUGUAAAGAAAGACAAAUAUUUUCUUGCCUGGUAGAGUAGUCCUCGGAGAGCUUGCUUGCAUAAAAUGGGCAUGAGCUAUUAGUGCCGCAAGUUAGAAGGAUGAUUUUUAUGCUUUCCGACAAUAAAUUAGCUGGAGAGCUCAUUUGUAUUUUUCUAACCAGAACAAAGCUUACUGCCUGAUAGAAUGUGCUCAGAGAAAAAAAGGCAGCAAUUAAUUACUUGGUACACUUGAUAGUGCACUUAAAUAAAUAUCUAUUAAUGGGUAGAGAAAUCCUGCAAAGCCAGUGGGAAGCCUACCCCUCUCCCACCCCCUUAUCACUUGAGCUUUGCACUUGUUUUCUGUAUCUUUAACUUGCCUAUUUUUUUCUUGAAACCUCUUUGUUUAAUGGUGGCUAUUAAAUAAUAACAGAGCAUUUGGGGCAAAUCAUUAAAAUGUGAUAUUUUCAGAAAGGAACAGGCCAGCAAUAACCCCCGCCCCAAACAAAAACAGAACCCCACCCUAAAUUUGCUAUCUUGCCAUCUCACUAUGAUGUUUGAAAAGUUCUUUUUUUAACUAACAGCUGUUUAACUUUACCUGAAUUUCAGUUAACUCAAUAUUACAUAAAGUUGUUAUAAAGAAAAUGAACUUUUGGAAUAAGCUAUGACAUUUACAUAUGUAUUAAUAAUCAGCCCCACAAACUUUUAUAACUUGCAGUUGUGUAUGCUAUUGUAAAAGCCUUAUUUAUAAGACCUCUGUGACUGCCCAUCUCAUAUAUCAUAAUCCUGGGCAGUUCACAAAACAAUAAAAACAUCAAAAAGUAAUAAAAAAUCUGUAAAAAAAAACCUUGCAAAAAGAGAAUAAUACCGAUGAAAUAAAUAAAUCUACUUGGAUAUGAUAUUAAUAAGAGUUACUUGCUGAAGUAUGGAGAAAGGCGGCAUAAAAUAUAAUUGCUAUAAUUAAAUCUGCCUUUUUAUUUUCAGAGACUUACAAACUUAAGCUUUAUUUUAAAUAAGUUUCAAAUGUAGGUUGCUGGGAAAACCAGGGUGUAACAUUCUAUAUGAAAUAUUACUUUAAAUUGUCUAAAGUUUUUUUUUUUUUUUACUAAUUCUUAUCAUCAUUAUGCAAAGGCUUAUACUAGAUUGGAAUCAACUCUGCAAUCAAAUAACAUUGGCUGGUUUGGAAAAUUAAGUCAUUUUUAAAAACAGGAGUAAAGUUGGUCUUUUUUCAAUGUUGCUUGUGGAACUGUUCCUAGAGUCUUUCAUAAGCAUUGUUUAGAAUACAGGUAGUCCUCAAUUUACAACCACAAUUGAGCCCCAAAUUUAUGUUGCUAAGUGAGAAAUUAGUUAAGUGAGUUUUGCCCCGUUUUAUAACUUUUCUCGCCUUCCUCCUCCUCCUCCUCCUCCUCCUCCUCCUCCUCCUCCUCCUUCCAUAUCCGUUAUCAGACAUCGGCGAUCAUAUUGGCGAUCCUAUUUUUAUCAACAGCCGCAUGAAAAAGUGCUGCUGAGUUUUGUCCAAACCAGUUCCUUAGAUUUUGAAGCCAUGAUCAUCAUCUUCUGCCUGGAUCUUAUUUGCCUUCAAUUUUUCCUUGGAGGAUUAAGUAAAGUAUGACGUAUUUUUCCAGGUGUCAUAUCAUAUGUCCAAAAUAUUCUAACUCAUGCUUUUUUAUGGUUUUGAUGAUUUCCCUUGACUUUCCCAGGCAGCUUUCCCAGUGAAUCAUUGCAGUUCUUAAAUUAGUAACACGGUUGUUAAGUGAAUCUGAUUUCCUCCUUGACUUUGUUUGUCAGAAGAUCGCAAAAGGAGAUCACAUGACUAUGGGACAUUGCUACCGUCAUAAAUGUGAGUCAGUUGUCAAGCAUCCAAAUGUAAAUCAUGUGAUCAUGGCGAUGCUGUAAUGGUCAUAAGCGUGAAAAAUUGUCAUAAGUCACCCUUUUCAAUACCGUUCAGUAACUUUGAACAGUCAUAAAUGAACUGUUGUAAAUUGAGGACUACUUAUAUCUGCUCUGGUCUAGUCAUUGCAGAAAAAGCUAAAACAGGAGGGAAUACAACUUUGCAGCCAAAGGCUUCUACUGCUCAGAUUUUCUUUUUUUGGAAAUGGCUUCAAAAUACUUAUAAAACAAAUUUAAAAUGGAGAGCGGAUUACAGUUUAUAUUGUUACUCUUGUGAGAAGUGGGAUAAGAGAAAUAUAUUACUGUGACCAAAAUCAUAGAUGCUAGUGUACCAGAAAAUCCAUCCCUCUUUAUGGAAUAGAAGUAAACUUAUUGCACCAACACAUACAUCCGAUCUACAGCCAUCAUGUUACAGGUACUACAUUGUCCACUAAUUGUGAUUCAGAGGAUUGAAUUGAACCUUCAAAAUAUUGGCCACUUGGUUAAAACUGCUCAUUUCAACUUGGAAUCUAAUUUGAAUCAAGUGUUGACUCCUGGCAACUAUCUGGACAAGUCCCUGCAGUUUUCUUGUCUUCAGCCAAAAUCUUCUAAGCAUCAUGCUGGCACUUAGCUAAGAAGCUGGCUAGGUGUCAUCAAUAUUCCUCCUGGCCUGGUCAUCUGUCUCAUCUUUUAAACCUGUUUUCGUUGUAACUUCCAAAGGAGUUUUACUUUUAGAUAUCCCUGACUGUAGCCCAAGCACACAUUCACCUAAUGUUGGAUAAAACCCUUUGGUAAUAUCAUAUUGAAAAUUAGAGAGAUUACUUAUAAUCAACAUUAGGAGGAUUAUAUCAUGUUAAGACUUGCUUUGAUCAUUUGAAGACAAUGGACAGUCAAAAACAGAAAAAUUUGUAUUUUCAGCAAUGCAGCUUGUGUGCCAAAUGGGCUUGAGCUGUUACUGCAGUCACAGCUUGCUUGGAGAAAAGCCCACUAGAACUUUUUAAAUGCAAAAAUAAGCACAGCGGGAGUGGUUUGCAGCAGAAAUUGGUCUAGCAGUUGGCUUGUCUUUAUAUUUGCUAUUGUACUUGACAAAUAAGGAAUUUGUUUUUGACCUAGUCUCAUACCCAAAUUCUGUGUUAAAAGAAUGCUAUUUAUAUAAUCAUUGAACUUGGGGGUUAGCAAAUGUAUUUUCAGAAAUUGCCUUUUCAUUUGAAGGUGUUCGAUGAGCUAAUUUAUGCGUGGCAUGAGCUUCCUUGAGAACGUUGCCCUGACUGGGUGGAAAAACAAACACGAAUUGCUUUAAAAGUUUGCUGCUAGGAGUAUUUAAAUCACAAAAAUGAAAAAAUCUUUCCAUAUAUCAGAACUAGCAGCAUUUUCUAAUGCAAGAUGUAGUCGGUGGAAUAAAGUUGUUACCCAGGCUGCUGGUGCUUUCAUGAGUCGUGGGAUUCUAUCGGUGGUUAUUAAAAAAAAACUCGACGAGGAAAGACUGAUUAAGAACGAUUCUCAUAAUGCUGCUAUUGCCAGUUUGAGCAUCAUUGGAUCCCAUCUUCAGAUUGCCCCAGAAUUUUGUUUCAGUGAUUUAGAUUUGGAAAAAUUGAUUAGAUCGAUAUUUGCCAAGCCAGUUGACCCAGCCAUCUUAAGAAACGAUACUCAGCUUGAACAAAAUUCAUUCAUAUUUGGUCCAGAUGCAGCCCUGAUUGUGCCUAAUGCUCAGGGCAAUUUUGUUUUCAAUGCUGAACGAUUUGAUGCUUGGAUGGGGCAAGUUUUUGAUGCCAACAAUCCUGCGCGUUCCCAAAACAAUUGUCCUCAGGGUCCACCUGCAGCGGCUAAACCUGCACCUGUAGCCGGGGAAAUUCAUCCUUGGUUGUUCGGAGGGCUUCUUAAUGUGAACCUUGCUGAUGGAACUGACAAUACAGCUAUUCUUCAAGACAAUCCUCUUUGGUCUUUUGAACUAGUGGCUCGGGUUAUGGUAAUGUCACCCCAGGGAAACCGAUUUAGAGAAAAAAAUUUAGCAAAUUUGACCACAGCUGUAUUAAUAGUAACCUGUGCAGGAAAUAUUACUCAAGCUAGACUGAACAAAACUCUGAGACAAAUCUGUCAAGAGACAGGAUCUCAGGAUAUUGAAGUAGAUCGAGAUGCUGUGAUUGAGGGUUUCCAUUGUCUUCGUACCAUUUGGGAUGGGCAGACCACUGGACAAAACUUUGAAGAGAUGUUUACUAAUCUUAAAGCAGAAGUUACUAAAACCUCAUUGAUACUUGGGACUAUGGUUGAACAAACAAGAAACAAAAUGUUGACUGGAAUAUUAACUGUUAAUCAAGCAAUUAGAACAUAUGAAGAUUUUCCCUGGGCAGAGUUAAAUGAAUGUAUAAAAGGAACUACUGGAAAAGAUGAGAUGGCAGCAGCAGCUGCAUUUGGAGAUACUGUUAACAAUUCCCAUUGGAUUGGAUGGACUUUUGCUUUUAAUACUGCCCAGCCAGGACAUAAUGCAAGUAAGCAAUUUCCAAACAUUCUUUACACUGCCAUUCGCCUUCAAAUUUUGGCAGGAGGAGUUCAGUCUCUUAAACAAUACCAGGGAUUGAAAAAUAUGACUAUAUCACUAAGGGCUAUUGUUGAUGCUUGGGUUGAUCAAUAUGUUCAAAAUCUCCACACUGGUGUUAAUUAUUCUGUUCAACAAGGUGCAGCAUCCAGUGUGGUUGAUCAUAUGAGGCAACUUGACUUGACUUGAACAUGAUGUCAUAUACAAUUCUGUUUUCAGAGGAAUAACCUGUUGCAUGUAAAUCCUGAAAAACUUUGGCACUAGAAUUCUGGCACUAGAAUUCACCAUCUCCUUGUUUUUAGCCUGCUGCCUUUAGCCACUAAACCAAACUGAUUCUUGUUACAAUUACUAGCAUCUUGGAUCUAAAUGUCAGAUUAAAAACAGUCAUUUUUCAGGCAAGCUGGACUCUUUGGGACUUCUAUGGGAUAUCCAUGAAAAGCCUACUUUUUUAUGGGCAGAGAAUAGAAGUGGUUUGCUAUGGUCUUCUUGGAUGAUUCUCCAGUCCCAGAUGGUCCACCAUCCAGCUGCUAAUCCUGAUUCUGUUUGGCUUUCUAGAUGAGCAAGACAAAAACAUUGAACAUAUAUAUAUAUAUAGAGAGAGAGAGAUAUCCAAAAGUGUUGUCAGAAAUGUACUUUUUUAUUAAAUUUGUGCGCUACUCAUCUCCCUUUCCAUAGCAAUUUUGAGUGGCUUACAAUUAUCAUAAAUUCAUAAAAUAAUAGGGCAUAGAUAAGAAACUAUACCAAGAGUAAAAUAGUAUGGUGAUGGAAUCUCCUCUAUCCCUCCAGCAGACUUCUCCAGCAUGGAGCACCCCCAUUGGAGCCCCAAGCCAACUGGCAGAGACAAGUUUUAAGGCUCUUGAGUAAAGCCGAAGAGUGGGGGCAGAUCUCACCUCCAGAGACAAAGUCCUUCAAAGGAUUGGGGCCACAGCAGAAAAGGUUCUACUAGACCCCACC